Messenger RNA from Pelmatolapia mariae (spotted tilapia), 1023 nucleotides. It is a transcript of the gene tmem30b, whose product is annotated as transmembrane protein 30B. The coding region runs from base 1 to 1023 and encodes 340 amino acids. Gene Ontology annotation, cellular component: plasma membrane; endoplasmic reticulum; Golgi apparatus. The transcript has 7 exons. NCBI's taxonomy places the organism in Eukaryota, Metazoa, Chordata, Actinopteri, Cichliformes, Cichlidae. The record is from RefSeq and is a predicted model, not a curated record.
AUGGUGAAACAAGAGUCAGAGUCAGCCAACCGGCCAGACAACACCGCCUUCACCCAGCAAAGGCUUCCGGCAUGGCAGCCUAUACUUUCUGCUGGAAUUGUAAUCCCAGGAUUUGUCCUCAUUGGGCUGGCCUUCAUCGGCAUUGGAGUCGCUCUCUUUGUCACUUCCAGGAGCAUCCAGGUGUUAGAGUUGGACUACACUGGGGAUAGCAACGGAUUACCAUGUUCUACCUGCGCCCAGUCAACUACAGUAAACUGCAAGUGCUCACUGAACUUCACCCUCGAUACUCUGUUUCAGGGCCCUGUGUUCUUUUAUUACGGCUUGUCAAACUACUUCCAAAACUACAGAAGAUAUGGGGCAUCCAAAGACGAUAACCAGCUAUAUGGAGACCUGAGUUACUUUACAAGCCCCAGUAGUUCCUGUUCCCCCUAUGCCUCCGACAGCAGCAGUAAACCAAUUGUGCCAUGCGGAUCAAUAGCAAACAGCAUGUUCAAUGACACCUUCACGCUGACUAGGACCGUCAAUGGGACAACAAAUAACGUGCCCUUGGAUGGAAAAGGAAUAGCGUGGUGGACAGACUACAACGUCAAAUACAGAAAUCCAAGCGUUACACCUCUGAAGAAUGCCUUCAAUGGUACUGUGAAACCCAUAAAUUGGGCCAAGCCUGCUUAUGAGUUGGACACAUCAGACCCUAGUAACAACGGGUUUGUGAAUCAAGAUUUCCUGGUGUGGAUGAGGAGGGCAGCGCUGCCAAAUUUCAGAAAGCUGUAUCGACGAAUCGAUGCAAGCGGGGAUUAUCAAAACGGUCUCCCAGCUGGAAACUACACGAUUGACGUCACCUACAACUAUCCUGUUCGGGCUUUUAAUGGGGCGAAGAAGAUUGUGUUCAGCAAUGUGUCCUGGAUGGGUGGAAAGAAUGAAUUUCUCGGCAUUGCCUACCUCGUGAUUGGUUCCCUGUGUGUUGUGAUGUCCGUAGUUAUGCUCAUUGUCUAUGCUAAAUUCAAGUUCCCCAAUGAGGAAUGA